AUGAAUUUGUUUGACUUGCAGCAGCUGUCCCAGAUGCAGACCCAGAUCUCCGACACCUCGGUGGUGCUGUCCAUGGACAAGAGCCAGAACCUGGACCUGGACAGCAUCAUCACCGAGGUCAAGGCACAGUACGAGGACAUCGCCAGCUGGAGCCGUGCUGAGGCUGAGUCCUGGUACCAGAGCAAGUACGAGGAGCUGCAGCUCUCAGCUGGCUGGCACGGGGAUGACCUCCAGAGCACCAGGGUGGGGAUCAUCUCAGAGAGGAACCACCUUGUCCAGCAGCUCCACUCACACAUGGACAGCGUGAAGGGGCAGGUGGCUGGGCUGCAGAUAGCCAUCACUGAGGCAGAGCAGCACAGGGACACCACCCUCAAGGAUGGCAGGGCCAGGCUGGAGAAAUUGGAGGCCACUCUGCAGAAAGCCAAGGCUGACCUGGCCCAGCAGCUCAGGGAAUUCCAGGAGCUCAUGAACAUCAAGCUGGCCCUGGACAUCGAGAUUGGGACAUACAGGAAGAACAAGGAGGGCAGGUGGGAACUCCACCUGCAAACCAAAUCACGUCCAAAUCCAGAAACAUUCUCACCUUUGCAUUGCAAGGAGGUGAAAGUGUCACAAAAUUUUGCAGAGGAAAUUCGCCCCCAUCCUACACAGUAA
Serinus canaria (Common canary) is the source of this 651-nucleotide messenger RNA. Its product is annotated as keratin, type II cytoskeletal 75-like. Gene Ontology annotation, molecular function: structural constituent of skin epidermis. Gene Ontology annotation, biological process: keratinization; intermediate filament organization. Gene Ontology annotation, cellular component: keratin filament. The record is from RefSeq and is a predicted model, not a curated record. The transcript has 3 exons. The coding region runs from base 1 to 651 and encodes 216 amino acids. NCBI's taxonomy places the organism in Eukaryota, Metazoa, Chordata, Aves, Passeriformes, Fringillidae.